UUGGUCCCGCUGUUUUUCCUGAACGAGCAAAGCCUGUUGGGUUUUGUCACCUCCCCACAGUAAAUGCAGCCCCCAACUUGGGAAAGGCAGCGGGUCUGAGUCAGGGAAAACAAAAUGGAUUUAAAUGGAUUUUCUUGAAGAUGUUCUCAAAACAUUUUCCUGUUUUGAGACGCUGUGAUUUUUUUCCAAGAGCAAAAAGACCCUGACCCCUGCUGGGCAUGUAAUGAUCCCAUGCACCUUCUGAGACGUGCUGUGUCCUGCCUGCCCCUGGUGCGGACACAGAUGUGCUCCCCCUGCCUGCUCCUGCGGCCCCUUGUAGAUGCACAUCUUUGGAGCUCGGGGUUAAAGAGGCUGCAUCGCCCGGCGAGUCCUGGAUGGGAAGCCCCCAAAGUCUCUGUGCUGCUCUAGAUCUGGUCUGGUGUCAUGGACGUGAAGGUAGCUCUAUUCCCUUCCACUUGUGUCCGCGUAGCGGGUGAGGCUGUGCCGCAGGGGGAUGCUGGGGGGGCUUGCAGACAUCUCUGGCACGUGCUGUAUCACGGCCUGGGGGAGCUGUGGUGCCGUGCCCUGCCAAGGAGCUCGGCGCAGCUCGUUUGGCUCCUGCGGAAACUCCUGCUGCCGGGGAGGGACCCACUGGGGCACUGGACGUCACCGUCAUCCCACGCUUGGGACAGCUCUUCCGUGGGACCGACCGCCGAAGCCUUCCUUGUUCUGUCGCGCAGCUGCAGCCCCCUCCUGCGGGACUGGGAUAGCGAGCGUUAUGGGGAGAGCGCAGGGGACGCUGAGGUUCAGAUCCACGAAGGGGCAGAGCUCUCCACCCCGGCGCUGCGUGGCCCCAGGACGGAGGAGAUCAUCGACCUGACCUGCGAGGAGACGAGCGCAGAGCCAGCACCACGCCCCAGCCUCACCAUCAUCGACCUGACGGAGGAGGAGGACCCAUGCAGCCCUCCCGACGCCGCAGGCUGUGCUUCCCGGGCAGCACGCGCCUCCCCGCCCAGGCUCUGCUUCCCCACCAAGCAAGAAAGGGAGGUGACGGUGGAGCCCAGCCCUGCAGUGCCCUCCCAUGGCGCCCCCGCAGAGCCCCUUCCCGCCUUGGACUCAGCGGAAAGUGCAGGGAGCAGAGGGGGCUUCUCUCCCGCCUCCAGCUGCCAAGGCUCUUCGCGCAGCCCUGGGCAGAACUGCAGCACCACCACUUUUAACAGUGACUUGGGCUCCCUGGCCAGCAUGCAGCUGGACUCUGACCAGCUCUCCCUGUCCCCCUCCAGCCUGGACAGCAGCUGCAGCUGGAGAGCCUCUGGCGCGGAGGAAGAGACUCCCCCCAAUUGCCAGCAAAGGGAGCUCCCCCCAGGCCUGAGCCCCACGCCAGCCAGCGUUGCUUCAUCCCCGGCGGGAGCCAAAAGGCCUUUGUUGGAAGCAAGAGACCUGCCGCCGCGUGUAGCAAUGCAGAAAGUGGCCCCAGCCAGGACCAGGGCUGACAACAAGGCCUGGCUGAACAAACUGCAGUAUUUCAGGAGGACUGGUGUCCAUCACCUCUUCCUCCAAGACAUAGCACCCGACAGGGAAACGCUGCAGCAGCGGAAACCCGAGCUCAUCCCCAGCGGGAAGCUGAGCAUGGUACACACCACCAUUGAGGAGAACUUCCUCGAGGGCACAUUGCAUUUCCUGAGUGAGUUCGUCUCCUGCCAGCACUGCCCUCCUAAAGACAUCGUGUCCUACUUGAUUAGACAGAUCCUGUUGAAAUCCCACCAGGGAGAGAUCCUGAAGGACACCUACAUGCUGCUGAUGAAAAUCCAAAUGCUCCAUCCAGCCAACGCCGCCACAGUGGGAUGGGACUGGACGCUGCUGAAAUAUACCAUGGAAGACCAGGAGAAGCCUUCUGGCCGACUCCUGUUCCUGGAGUAUGUGGUGCAGACCUUGGAGGAUGACUUCCAGCGGAACCUGAGGCUGCACCUCCUGCAGAAGUCGAUUGCCAAGAAAGUGCUUUCCUGUGAGAUGUGCUUCAGCAAUGUCAAGGAGGUGGUUGAAUGGUUGGUUGCAGCAGUUACAGGAGUCGGGUUCUCCCAGCCCCGAGAGCAGCCACAAGAAAUGACACACUCUACGGCAGAAGCAAGGGCUGAAUGCAACUCAUCUGCAGCAUGGCCAGACUCCACUGACCAGGCAGAGGCGGCUCCACCAGCUUUCUUCUCCCAGAAGGUGAUGCUCCUGCUCCAACGGAUGUUGUCUAUCGCAGUGGAAGUGGACAGAUCUCCCAAGUGCAGCUCCUGUAAAAUUGCAGAUGUGAUACUCCCUUUCAUACUGAAUAUUCCUGUGAGAAGCCAAAGGGAAGCCUUCUUAAACACCAUGGACAGCCAGCUCCUGCGCUGCAAAGUGCUAGAGCUGAUGUUCCAGCACAGCUGCAAAGUGCCCACAAACAUGCCCUUGUCUCUGGCCAAGAUCCUGUUUUUCCUGAGCCACUGCUCUGUGCUGCUGCAAUACCAGGAAGAAGUGGCAACAUGGGAAAGAUGGGAUGAGAUGCUGCAGUACUUGAGCUUGCUGUUGUUGAGUUAUCAAAACGUAGUAUUGGGGCACUUACAGAGUGCACUCAACGAGCGGAUGGACUUAAUCAUUAAGAAGGCCAGGCCCAGGCUCCAGGAUGAUGAUGACACCACCCAGCUGGACAUUCACCUGAAAAUAGAGGACUUCCUUAGCCGACUGCAGCAGGUCCUGGGGCAGCCCUUCCCCCUGCAGAUCGAGGAGAAAGUGUGCAUGCUCCGAGAGUUGCUCCUCAUCGUCACUGCCACGUGAUGGAGACAAGUUCUGUGACAAAGGGCACAAAGAACCUCGUGUUUCCUUUACAAGCUAUGCAGUCAAAACCCUCUGUUUUAUGCUGCAACCUGCACUGCCAUCCAUCACGUGGUUUUGUUUAUACAUUUGUAUGGAAAAAAUCUCUGAUUUGCCUGGUCUCAGAGCUUCCUUUCAAACUUGUCUCUUGUCCUACAGUUUUACAAGGCACUUUGUACACUUUUAAAAAAUAAAUUAUUUUCGUAUUUCCUGAGACUCUUCCAUCUUGGUGCCAGCCCUGCCCAAUGGAAGCGCUCAGCUCCGACUUCUGCAGCUGUACCCAAGGAUGGCGCUAGACUAAAGCGGCCAUAAACUUUGACAACAGUUUGCACAGCAGGCACAGUGCUAGGACCUGUCCAGUACUUAGGAAAGGUUAAUACUCUUUUCAGAGAAACCCAGGUGUGCAUGGCAGUGAGGGUGUUAACAGUGCAGAGAUCCCCAACUCAUGCUGGUCAGUCCUCAGGCAGGGAAUGAACUUUCCCAUUCCAAAUCGAAUACAACUACAGGGCUCUGCCCAAGUUCAUUAGCCGGGUCAGUAGGAAGGACAGGUAGCAGCAUCAGCUGAAAAGGCUGCACUUCUUGCAGACUUCACUCCAGCACCUGCAGCGCAGACAAGCCUGCAUGUUGUCAUGAAGACUACCAUUACUCAGGUCUUGUGCUCAAAGAACAGGCACCACAUCUAAUCCAGCAGGCAGAAUGAACCACAAAUCUCUAAAUUCAAGUCCACUGCAACCCACCUCAGAUGCCAAUUGUUACAGCUGAGGUCAGACAGCAGUUAAACAUUUCCAUGGAAGGACCCUUUGGACAGUUCAGCAGUAACAGAUUCAUGCCCCUGCAGGCAGAGGAAAGACUUACUUUGUACCUGCCCUCCACUCCUUCAUCUGCCCCUGGCCUAGGUGACCUUUGGUCCAGCCCAGCCAUUUUGCAGUACAUACUCCACAGAUGCUAGGGUUAACAGCCUUAUGAGGAGACCAGAGUCCAGGGAUAUCCAGCACUGCAGCCAUAGCCAGGAAUGCAGUAGUCCAUAUUUCAGCAUUUUCCAUACUGAAGACUUGGUGCCUGGUAUGCAGCCAGACCCUGUCUGGGCGUCUGGCUUCAGUGAGGCCUGAGCAGUCUGGAAGGGCCUGUUAGAGCCGGACAUAACCUAGGGCUAGAGGGUUUGCGCCUUGUUCUUUAGAGAAUCUCCCCUCUUUCUAACACAGCGAUAAGCCAUAGCAGGAGAAGGGAGGGAGUGUGUGUGGAGUAAUAGGCCAGAAGCGUUACUGCCAACAUACACCCCAAGUGCUCCUUUCUACAGGAAGCUGUUCUGCCUCCAUGGUGCGCUCAUUUAAAUCUAUUUUUCAGUUAAACCUUUAAUCAUUUACCUAAUUCCAGUUUCUAUCCACCAGGAAGGGUGCCUGAGCAAAAUACAGAAAGCUGUGUGUUAGCAUAUCACACCAAGAGGCCACCCUUAAACCGAAGCCCUUCCAAAGGGCUACAGGAAUAGCCCGUGUAGCAGAGACCUGCAGCAGCACAGACAGCACCAGAAUACCUGUGUGCUUCAGGCUCUAUUUCACCAUUUUUAGCUCUGUUGAUAUUUUGGGAACACGUGUUCAUGUCAGUCAGCUCCACUCCAGGCAAGCCCCCGUGUGCACAGGCCCCCGUUUAUCAGCUCUACAAGGGUACCUUGGCAGAUAUGAAUGCCACAACAUCUCCAAGGAAGGCAAAGCAGAGAGGCAGCUACACCACACAGAGCAGGGCACCUCUAGAUGAAUACCAGCCUGCUUCCCACAUCUGUGCCCACCUCCACAGUACAGGUACACGCACGACACAAGCUGCGAGAGAAGCAAUCUCAAGAACAGCGGGGACUAUUUGAACAGCGUGAGAAAGUAAAAAGAUUUCAGAUUUAGUUUCAUCAUCACAAGGCCUGAGACAAGACAAGACCAAGUCUGGCUUUAAACCUAUUCUCCCUGUCAAAAGGGAAUUUCAUGCAGCAAAUUUUACCUCAGCAAGAGUGCUACCACUGCAUUGUUAAGCUGAACCUUAACCCCACACUCACUAGCCAGCAGCAAGAGGCAUGGUGGAAGUUAAAACAGCUCCAGGUUUCCUGCACAGGUGCUUUACCAGCGCUGACAAACACCAAGGCUCUCCAUUCCCAAGGAUUUUAUUUUCUUGUAACAAACAAAAUUGGACACAGACAUGAAUAAAGACCACAAAUAAAUUAAUGUCAAACCAGAGAUUCUCCAUUUGCAAAGGUGUGAGUGAUUGGCGACAAUGACAACUGCUUGGUUGGGUGGGAGGCUUUCCACACAAUACACUGUUGUGACUGCUUCAUCUCAAGCUUCAACAGCAGUGCCAAAAUAUGCUUCUUCAGAGGGGGAUACCAGCUAGCCAAGUACCUUGACCACUUGCCCCAGGCAGGAAUGCUUGUUUCGAGCAGGCAGUAACCCCAGAGUUCAGUGGUUACCACGAGUUAAGCUACCUCGGUAGAACGUGCUUGUAACAUAAAAGCUUCUAAUGCCAGAUGCAAGGCUGCCCCCUCACUGCUACAGGAAGCCUGCAGCUGGCUGAAAGCGCUGCCUAACACAAUAAUGGGAUCAAAAAACAGAGGAGACCUGCUUGCCACAGGCAGGCAGAGAUCAUACCCAUCCCUCCCUACACUGCUCAAGGGAUUAGAUGGUACAUAAUAAGAGUUUCUUUCCCAAUUUUCAGGAAAGGAAUAGCAAGUGGUAGCUGUUCCAGCAAUUGUUUGCAAGACUAAGCCAAAAAAAAUUAUAUAUAGCUCUAUCAAUAUAGCAUGGAGGAAUGUUUAGCCUUAAUCUGCCCCUCACUCCUGCCCAGGCUGGCAAACUGCAUCUAAUGCUGAUGAAACAAAAGGCCCUAUUUGAGAAGUGCCACUGGUGCGUCUAAUACACUUCUACACACGAUUCCUACAAGAUGCUAAGAAACAAUCAAGAAGCACUGAGAGCGUCAAAACUACUGUUAAGUCUGCUCUA
Molecule: messenger RNA, 5792 nt
Organism: Struthio camelus australis
Lineage: Eukaryota; Metazoa; Chordata; Aves; Struthioniformes; Struthionidae
Gene: SIMC1
Product: SUMO interacting motifs containing 1
Molecular function (GO): SUMO polymer binding
Source: RefSeq, a predicted model, not a curated record